AUGGAGGGGGUGUGUCUAGCAAGCUUUGGAGGAUAUUACCCUGUUGUUCAUGAGGAGGGCCAUAUGCCAAGCCACAUCUCCUUUUCACUAUUCACUCUCACCUAUGCCUCCAUCAUCAUAGUGAAUAUGCUAAUCACUGUGGCAGUGGUUAACUUCCAGAGGCUCCAUACCCCCAUGUAUUUAUUCCUGGCUAAUCUUUCCUUCCUGGAGAUCCUCUAUACCUCCACAGUGGUCCCAAAUAUGUUGGAAGUUUUCUUGCAGAAAGCACCUGUCUCUGGUUGCUUGCUCCAGUUUUUUAUCUUUGUUCUAGCCUCAGCUGAGUGCUUUAUACUGGCUCUCAUGGCAUAUGAUUGCUACCUAAAAAUAUUCUACUUACUCCUGAUGGUGUCCAGAUAGUGCCUGGGGCUGGUGGUCAUAGCCUGGCUCUCUGGAUUCAUGGUAGAUAGGUUGGUUGUGGCCCUGGCCCAGUUGAGUUUCUGUGGCCUCAAUCACAUUCACUACUUUUAGUGUGACUUCAUGCAUUUGAUAGGCCUAGCCUGAUCAGAUCCCAGGAGAGCCCAGAUGACAAGAUUAAUUUUCUCCGUGGUCUGCUUCACUGUUCACUUAGGACUGACUGUGACAUCUUAUGCCUGAAUCAUGGGAGCUCUGCUGAGAGUGACUGCUGAUCCCAGCAGGCAAAAGGCUUUCUGAAUAUGCUCCUCCCUCCUAGCUGUAGUGAACACAUUCUAUGGAACUCUCAUGGUCUUACACAUUGCACCCUCUGCUGUCCAUUCCUAGCUUCUCUCCAAGGUCUUUGCCCUGCUCUACACUGUGGCUUCCCAUCUUUCCAAUCCUGUGCUAUAUAUCCUGAGGAAUAAGGAAGUUCAUCAGGCACUAUAGAGGCUUCUCUACAUUAAGCAAACUGAAACCCUUGAUGGAAGGAGGAUGGUGGGGAAGAUUAUAUGUGGACUUUGGACAUUUCUUAUUGGGGUGUCUUCCAGGAUUGAUUGGGGAGGAACAAUUUUGUUCUAUUCUAACAUUUACCUCUUUAAAACAUUGUAUAUGUCCUCUAAAAAUGAGAUGGUAGAAUAA
Manis pentadactyla (Chinese pangolin) is the source of this 1071-nucleotide messenger RNA. RefSeq names its product olfactory receptor 11A1. Gene Ontology annotation, biological process: G protein-coupled receptor signaling pathway. The record is from RefSeq and is a predicted model, not a curated record. Gene Ontology annotation, molecular function: G protein-coupled receptor activity; olfactory receptor activity. Gene Ontology annotation, cellular component: membrane. Lineage: Eukaryota; Metazoa; Chordata; Mammalia; Pholidota; Manidae.